AUGGCACGAAAUACUACAACUGUCGCGAAUGGCGAUGUUGCAAACCUUAAAACUAACAUUCCUGUUAAGUCACUUGUUGACGGCGUCAGGAAUAGUAAACAGCUCUGUGACAUGUGUGACAUGCAAUCGAGAGCCGCACACUUCUGUUGCGAUUGUGGUAAGAAUAUGUGUAACGCAUGUCUGCAAGAUCAUAACAACUGGAACCCUAAUCUUAAACACAAAGUAGUGAGUGUUGAGGACAUCAGGGAGGGUAACGUAGUCUUAGAGAAGAAGUUAUAUUGUCGAGAAAAGAUACAUAAAACUGAGAAGUAUGAAUGCACUGAUGUAUGCACGACUUGUAAGAAGCUCAUUUGUAUGAGAUGUCGCAUGCUCUACCACACUCCGGAGAAAGGCCAUUGUGUUAAAGAUGCCGGGGAGUACACCGCCUCCAUCAAAAAUAGAGUUGAAACCCUACAGUCACGUGGUAAAACUAAAACUAAAACAGUCAAGAAUCACAUGACUUGUAUUGAUCAUCAAAUCAAACGCGUCAACUAUCACAUUGAUGGGGAAAAGGCAAAAAACAGCAGGAUUUGCGAAGAAGCUAUCAAUAAAAUAACAGAGAGUAAUGCUACCUUGAACAAGCAACUCGAUGACCAGAAAGAAAAAUUAGUUAGGAGUUUAAAUAAUAUGAAAAUUGAUAAUCAAAGGUUAGUUAAGAGUAUUGAGAGUGCGAGUGAUUUGUUGAGUAAUAGUUUGAAAGGCCGAAUAGAAGGAGAUGCUGCAGCAAUUUGUGAUUCAUUGUCUUUUGAAUUGAAUAAUGUAUUAGAUAGGGAUAAUCCAAAGAAGAAGGUUGCUAUUGAUGUCGGCGAUCAUGCAGAGGAACUGACGUUUACACCAAGCUGCGAUCCUGAUACAUUAUCAAUGGGGGAACUGAGGUUUGUGAAAUGUAAGCCGAAAUGCAAUGCAGCACUCUCAAAGAAGGACGCUAUGAAUGGCAUAGCUGCUACCAAUAAUGGUAUGGUAGCAGUUGGUUAUAGCGAAGGGGGAAUCUAUAUCUUCUCUCCUAAUUGUCAGCUUCAGAAGGCAGUGAUCAAAGACGUAUGGAUCGUGGACGUAGGAUUCCUCUCUGAUGGUUGUUAUGCUGUACGUGAUAGAUAUAACAAGAUGGCAUUGUACACAUCAAAUGAAGAGAGACAGGAUGUGACAUUCGAUACUCUAGGUAAGAGUGAAGGUGGAACAGGUGGUCUCGCCGUUGACAGCAAUGAUCUGAUCUAUGUUAGCUACAGGAAAGCUAAGAAGAUCCAGGUAUUCUCACCAUCAGGUGGCAAGGCUAUGAGGGUGAUACCAUGCGAUGGGUAUGAACCAAAGCAAAUCACAUGUUAUGGUGAUUCAUUGAUCGUUAAGCAGGAUGACACUCAGAUAGCACGUAUUAAUAAAAAGGGUGUUAUAAUGUAUCAAUUAUUACGUAAACCUCUGGAAAUACGCCUCUUUGCCGCUGUGAGUAAGGACAACACAAUCCUGAUUUCCUCUGUAAGAUUCGAGGAAGGUCUGCUCAAUAUCGAUGAGUAUACCGGUGAGCUCAAACACAUUAGGAGUCUUAUAUCUGAUUACAAGAUUGAAAAACCUGAUAGGCAUUGGUAUUACCUUCAACAGUUUCAAUCAGGAGAGAUAGCUUUCUGUACACCUAAUAGGCUCUAUGUAUUCAACCUAGUUACUAGUAAAGUUACCUCGUAAGAAUAUUAUGUUUCGACCUUCAAGAGCCAAUCAAUUUCCUACUUUACAAAUUCUUAAAUUCACCAGUUUCAAUGCUAAUCUUGGUAUUUAUGUUUCAUUAAUGUCAAAACAAUAGAAUAGUAAAAGGCAAAAGUACAUUAUAUACAAUUGUUAUUACAUACAGAGGAGAGUAAUUGAAACAUGAGACUCUACAAAGGUUGAAAAAGAAUUAAACUUCAGUUGAAGAAGAAUCAAGGUACUGCUAGAUUAUUCGUGUUUCUGAUUUCGAAAAGGAAAAGGGAAACAAGGAGGCGCGCUCAAUUGUCUGUUUCGUGAAGGUGAAGCAGAAAAAGGGAAAAAUUUAUUUCAAUUCAAUGUUAUGUUUCGUGAACGCGAAACAAAAAGAGGAAACGAAACUUUCAAUUCAAUUUUGUGUUUUCAAAAGGAAAAAAUAAAAAUUAUAAUAUGUAAAGAAAAAGUCAAACGGAAGAAUGAACCGUUUUUUCUGUUUUCUUGUUUUUACAUCUUUCAUUCUUGAAUCAAAAUAUUAAAAAAUUACCGUUUUUUGUUUUAAAUAUCGAAAAUAGAAUCAAUUUUAAAGAACUAUUUCGUUUUUGCUUUUUCCGUUUCGAAAUCAGAAAAACAAAUUAUCUAACGGUACCUUGAUUAAAAGCUCUGUCCAAAGCUGCACCCCAACUGUAUCUUGUUUAACAUAGUUUCAUGCAUGUCAGGUUAGGUGUUACGUAAUUUCCACUUCUAUCAUUACCAUUCUUAAAGUAACACAGUUUGAGGGCUUUCCUUGAAACUCCAUUUUUAGUAGAAAUUAAUGUAACAAAAUGAUGUUGCCUUUUUUCUUUCCAUCAAAAUAUCAUUUUACAUACCCUUAUUUAGAAAAAAUAUGUUAAAGCAUAAAUACAAUUUCAUGUGAAUGACACCACGCAAAAUUGAAAAGUGGAACAAAGCAGAUUACAUUGAUUAUUCAGAAAUGAUUAAAACCUAUAUUUCCAUAGUUUACUUUCUUGAUGAAGAAUAUUCUAUGACAUAAACGACUGAUGUUGACAACGUGACCAGUAAUGGUUCUGGUCCCAUAUAGUGGGCCUACGGAAAAAAACCUUUGUUGAGAAUGGUAAUUAAUAAAUACAAGUCCUAAUAGUUAUAUGUAAUUGUAGGUGUAUGUGUGAGGAAAAAUUUAAGACUUACAAAAAAAUCAAAAGCAAUGAUUAAUCGCAAUAACAGUUUAAUCUAAUGAUAAACAAUCAAUCGACCAAUAUCAGAUCAAUUCGGCCUAAAAUUCGGAUGUUGGAAAAUCCUGGCGAAAGUUUGCCUCUUACCUGGCUUAACAUAGACCCAAUAUUGACAGAAGUGAGUCGAUAGACAUGAUGCAUGUGACGUGAUAACGGUGGAUUCCAAGCUGGAGAGUAACAUAUAUAUUUUUAUUCAUUCUUUAUCAUUAUGAUUUGGUUCGUAUGACAAUACUGAUGAGAUUAUUAUAAAUUUUAAUAUAAGAAAUGCAUGCAUAUGAUGCAGAUUUACAUCAACCGAAUAGAAAGAUGGUGCCUAUUACUUUUGUUGGUGUUAUAUACUCUACUUGGAUGCUAUGGUAUGUUCACGAUUUCGAUGCAUUUAUCAGUUUGUUCAUGAUAAUUUCCAUUACAUAUCCCUUUUUUGUUUUCGAUAUUAUUAGUAACAUAAAUAUAAAUUAAUGAGCGAUGACAACAAACAUACAUGUCGAAUUCGAUGUCAAUACAAAUGGAAAUCAUAAGAACCACAAUUCAAUUCAUAGCAUCGCAAAUUGGGAAUAACCUUCAUCAAAAUGUAAAACCGAAAUGUACAGUCAUUUUGUUCACAGCUAACAAAAGAAAGGAGAAAUAUAGGCCUAUAAAUGUAUAUACACAUUUCGUUUAUUUUGUCAUAACGUUUAUUACACUUAUGAAUUGUAUUUAGUUGUAAAUUCGUUUUAUUUCAGAUUGCUCAAUCGAAGGGGAAAAUGUUCAUCGUAAUAAAAUUAUACUGAUUUUUUUUUUCUUAAAGUGCAUUGUUUUAAAUUUGAUCACAUGUAACGCAUUAAGUGUGUUCAUAUUGUAAAAAAGCUGAACAAAAGUUAUACAUACCACUAAACCCUUUCUAUUUCCGCAGUCAU
Molecule: messenger RNA, 3832 nt
Organism: Lytechinus pictus (painted urchin)
Lineage: Eukaryota; Metazoa; Echinodermata; Echinoidea; Temnopleuroida; Toxopneustidae
Exons: 2
Coding region: 1-1713 (570 amino acids)
Biological process (GO): protein monoubiquitination
Molecular function (GO): zinc ion binding; ubiquitin protein ligase activity
Source: RefSeq, a predicted model, not a curated record